GAGAGAGAGAGAGAGAGAGAGAUCGUUUAUUUUUUUGGGGCUUUGUCGCGUGGCUUUAAAGACCCUCCUUCCAUAUUUCCAUUUCAUUAUUCUUACCAAACCCUAGCUCGUCUCCACACCCAUUCCUAAUCCCUCAGCUCCUCUUCAAGAACCUAGAAUAAAAUCCAUAAUCUCAAGGGCCAAAAUAAACCCUAAUACCGCUUUCCCCAUAUCCCUUUUUCUUUUUGUUUGGUAAUUAAACUUUCCUCAUGAGCGGCGGAGGAAGCAGCAGCGAAGGAAACGGGCCAUGCGGGGCAUGCAAGUUUCUAAGGAGGAAGUGCGUCCCCGGCUGCAUAUUCGCGCCGUACUUCGACUCGGAGCAAGGCGCCACUUACUUCGCCGCGGUUCACAAGGUCUUUGGCGCAAGCAAUGUCUCGAAGCUUCUCCUCCAAAUCCCCGUUCAUAAGCGGUCCGACGCGGUCAUAACCAUCUCCUACGAGGCUCACGCUCGGCUCAGGGACCCUGUCUAUGGCUGCGUCGCUCAAAUCUUCGCUCUUCAGCAGCAGGUGGUGAAUCUACAGACAGAACUGUCUUUCUUACAAGCCCAUUUGGCAACACUAGAGCCACCGCAGCUGCGACCGCCGCCGCCACCGCCUCCGGUUGUGGUUCCUCCGCCGCUUACGAUCUCCGACUUGCCGGUGUUCUCGGCCUCUCCACCGACGACGUACGAUCUGUCUUCCUUUUUUGAUCCGACGGCUCUGAGGACUCCCUCGUCGUCGUCGUCGUGGGCCAACAUGCAGCGGAGAAUCGUCGAUCCACGUCAGCAAUACGGCGCCGUAUCGUCUUCGUCGGGAAAUGAGCUUCAGACGUUGGCUCAUGAGCUCUUCCAACGACACGUGUCUCCUCCUCCCCCACCACCGCCUCCGGCCACCGACGGCUCCCCCUCUCGCUCGAUGUCUAGAUGAUAUAUAUAUAUAUAUAUUUCUUCCUCUUGUUAUUAGGAACAUAUACUAUAUUAAAUGCGAUUAAUUUCCUAUGAAAGCGUAUUAAGUAAAUUAUCUAACAUUAACAUUGUAUCACAUUUACCAAAAAAAAAAAACAUUGUAUCACUUGAGUAUGAGUAUAUGAGUUGGCCCAACUAACGAGGCCUAAAUGAUACCAUGGGCCUUAUCUUUUGAAG
Messenger RNA from Tarenaya hassleriana, 1159 nucleotides. Its product is annotated as LOB domain-containing protein 18-like. The transcript is spliced from 3 exons. Gene Ontology annotation, biological process: positive regulation of DNA-templated transcription; hormone-mediated signaling pathway. The record is from RefSeq and is a predicted model, not a curated record. Gene Ontology annotation, cellular component: nucleus. NCBI's taxonomy places the organism in Eukaryota, Viridiplantae, Streptophyta, Magnoliopsida, Brassicales, Cleomaceae. Bases 249 to 944 code for a protein of 231 amino acids.